CUCCCUCCUGCCUUCCCCGUGUCCAUUCGACGAAAACAACGCCAUAGGUGCCUUUCAGAAUGCCGAAGCCAUACAGGCCUCUGCUCCCAGCCAGCCGCGGCAGCGACCCGAGUCGCGAUACCUCCCAAUUCUCGGCAACUGGGUCUACCGACAACCCAUCCGGCGCGCCAGGCCCACGCAUAGUCAAGCGCCGCCUCAGUAGCUGUACAGCAUGCGUGGAUUGUCGAGCUCGCAAAAAGAAAUGCAAUGGCGCUUGGCCGGCCUGCUCAAAUUGUGUUGCCCGUGGCACCACUGCCUGCCAGUACAAGCACCCAAGCAUGGAUCCAGGAGGGAAGAUACUCGAGCUUCUCCGCUCACUGUCUCUGAGCCAGGCACAUACUGCUCUCGCCAUCCUGCGCUCCCAGCCGGAUGAGGGUGUUGUCCUGGCCUCCAUUAAGCACGAUACUGAACCCCUCGGCGUCGAGCUGCAAUCAAGGCCCGUUCCUCUGCCCCUAGAGAGCGAGUUGCUGGCAACAUAUCCCAAUGCCUAUCUUAAGAAUCCGGUUCCCGCCACAGCCCUCCGCCAUAGCCAUCUCAUGAGUUCCUACAAACCCCCUGGAGGCGAGCCUUCGUUACAAGGUUAUGAUCAUGGGGCACCCUCGCGACCUCGUACCGGGUCUGGAUCUAGAGACCUACAUUCUCCAAGGAUAAGCUGGUUUUCCAAAUUUGAAGAUGUUCCGCCUAUCGACGUCGACUCUGCUGUCAGGCAAUAUCGGUUCCCGCUCGUGGCCGGCGGCAGCCCGGCCAAAACCCCCGAGCUUUACGACCGACGACUUAAGAAGCUCGACAUUAGCUUUUGGACUAAUGUUGACGUCGCCAAUAGCUUUGCGGCUCAGGCAUUGUCGCUGUACCUCGAGACCGACCAUCCCUACUCGGACUGUUUGACGCAGACAUUUUUAUAGCCGACCUAGUAGAACACCGUACGCGAUACUGCCCUUCGUUCCUCGUGAGCACGCUUAUGUACUUCAGCUGUAUACGUCCCUGCCUCCAGAGAUAGUACCCCGCCAACACGAAUCGCGCGACUGACACCGACUAAAGCAGAUGUAUAGUGCGCUGGAUAGGCGAGCAUCUUACCUCAUUGUGCCUUUCUGGAGCGAAGCUAGUCGUCUUGCUUCCCAUGAGAGUGAGCACGA
This is a messenger RNA of Microdochium trichocladiopsis, 1172 nucleotides long. RefSeq lists its product as uncharacterized. Lineage: Eukaryota; Fungi; Ascomycota; Sordariomycetes; Xylariales; Microdochiaceae. Bases 60 to 941 code for a protein of 293 amino acids. The record is from RefSeq and is a predicted model, not a curated record. Gene Ontology annotation, cellular component: nucleus. Gene Ontology annotation, molecular function: DNA-binding transcription factor activity, RNA polymerase II-specific; zinc ion binding; RNA polymerase II cis-regulatory region sequence-specific DNA binding. The transcript has a single exon. Gene Ontology annotation, biological process: positive regulation of transcription from RNA polymerase II promoter by galactose.